Messenger RNA from Saccharomycopsis crataegensis, 1020 nucleotides. RefSeq lists its product as uncharacterized. Lineage: Eukaryota; Fungi; Ascomycota; Saccharomycetes; Ascoideales; Saccharomycopsidaceae. The coding region runs from base 1 to 1020 and encodes 339 amino acids. The record is from RefSeq and is a predicted model, not a curated record. The transcript has a single exon.
AUGGAUCUAAAUAAGAUACUUCUUUAUCCAAGACCAUAUGAUGAUCUUUAUUUUGCAUCACCCCUGCAAAUCAAACCUCAUCUUUCCCCACCGCCACCGCCGCCGACUCCUAUAAAUUCAAUCCAAAACAUACCGGAAGAAUGGAUUGGUAAAUCAUUUGAAUUUCCGAUGAUAAUUCCAAGAGCUUUUAUUUGUUGCAAUUUUGAUCAUAAUAGUGGACCUAUAUCAGCACAAGCAUACACUAAGACGUACCGUGUGAAGAUUUCUGACCUCUUGGACCCUUCCAAACCUCACCCAUGGGAAAUCAAUGAGAGCCCAGUGGAGAAGCCGCCAAAAGGAAAAGAAAACCAGUUGAUAAUAUAUGGUAACAAUGCUGGCGCUAAUGAUAAGAAAUCUCUUUCUAAGAAGAGAACCGUUGGAAACCAAGGUAGACCACGGGCUGACGGGUUUGUUAAGCAAGCGCGAAAAAUUCGUAAUGUUAAACCCAAAAAGAGUAUUGAUGAUAACUCGAAAAAAGUUAUUGAAGGGAUUCUAAAAGAGGUCAUUGAUAGAAAUCAGAAAAAGGAUAAUAAUACUAGGUUGAAAAAGACCAUCAAAGGUAGCUUGAAUAAAAGGGAGAAAAUAAUUGAUGUCAAAUUGACAAAGGAUAAUGAUCCUGACCUGAAAAAAAAGGUUGAUCUGAAACUGGAAAAAGAUUCUAUUAAUGGUUCCAAAAAAGGUGUUGAUGGUGAGCUGGAAAAUGACACCAAUAAUAAAUCUAAGAAGUAUGAUAAUGUUAGCUUGAAAAAUAAUAUUAAUGACUCAUCAAAUAAGGAUCUUAAUAUGCCAGGCAAAAUAUCCAAAAACCUGAACAGAAGACAAUCAUUAAGAUUGAAACAAAAAAGAAAGCGUGAACUUAGGAAGGUUCGAAGUAUGGAAAGAAAAAAGGCGAAAACAAGCGAAAGGGAAAAACCAAUAAUACCAUCGAACGUAACUAGAGAGAAAAGAAAAACCACUAGACCUGAAAAGUAUCCUCAAUAG